Messenger RNA from Spirodela intermedia, 18375 nucleotides. Lineage: Eukaryota; Viridiplantae; Streptophyta; Magnoliopsida; Alismatales; Araceae. The record is from the annotation of a GenBank genome assembly.
AUGGCGCAGAAGCUCCAUCAACAGGUGAAGGAUGUCGGAUCGAAGCUGGAGAACCUGCCGGCCUCCAAGGAUGCGCUGAUCAAGCUCCUUAAGGUUAGUGCUCUCUCUCUCUCUCUCCCUCCUUGUACCGUAAUUUAGUUCAGUGGAAGGUCCAGGCUUGUCAGAGUGGAAACCAUUUCUCAAGCGGAGUGUCGGGCACUCAGGUAGGUAAUUUUUUUCACGGGUGGAAGGGGAAGGGUUUGACUUGAACUCGCUCAUUCGAAAUGUGUAAAGGAAAGCAUUCGAGUGGCUAUUCGAACAUUCUUGGCGAAUUGGAAACUGUCUUCGAAGUCAUUGCAGCUCAUAUUCCUACGUAGCGAAGUCACAUUCCUGCUACUGCUGAAGACUUCGGUCAUAUUCGUGGUCAUUGCUUUGAAAAACGCUGAAACCACCCUUUGUCGACUGAAUGCGAAUUAGGGCUCACAAGAAUUUCUUGAUAUGCCCUCAUUUCGGGGUUUUAGAUCGAAUGGCUGAACUCAAUUCACUGCCCUCAGAUUCCACAUCCCACAUAGUAGAUUUUCAAUAAAAUUACCGAGUAAAUACCUAAAUGGGACCCACAUAGUUCCUCAUUCUUGUUCAGCCUUCAAACUGUGGCUUCAGAUUUGAUGAUCUCUGUUCUAAUUGUUGGGAAAAAAAGGAUUGGUUAAAAUUGUUCUAAGGAGGGAGACAUGGAACCCUAGUUCACGAAGAAACAUUUGGUGUCUGGGUUCCCACGAUAGUUUAUUUAUAUUUUCUAUUUUAAAAAAAAUCUGUGCUUACUAUCCAGCGACCUCUGGCAUUUGAUGAAGGUCGUCUCUUAUUUUACUGUCUUUGAAUGUGCAGCAAGCUGCAAACUGUCUUUCUGAGGUGGAUCAGUCACCACUGCCAUCGAUGUUAGAGUCAAUGAAGGGGUGUCUUAAUGCCAUUGCCAAGCCAGAAUUGCUAAAGCAUCAGGACAAAGAUGUCAGAGUUCUGGUUGCCACGUGUGUCUGUGAGAUAACCCGUAUAACUGCUCCAGAAGCCCCAUACAGUGAUGAUGUUCUAAGGGUAUUUUCUUCCUUGGUUAAUCACAAGAAGGGCGUAUUUUCCCUUUUUUUCAUUCUCAUUUUCUUUUUCCCAGACUGGUGCUCUUUGCUUUUGAUGCAUCUGCAUUUGAUUCUGAACUUUCAGAGGUUUUGCUGUCUUUUCAGGACAUCUUUCAUUUAAUUGUUGGCACAUUCAGUGGAUUGGGUGAUAUCAAUAGCCCAUCAUUUGGGAAAAGAGUUGUUAUAUUGGAGACUCUUGCAAGAUAUAGGUCAUGUGUUGUGAUGUUGGAUCUUGAAUGUAAUGAUCUCAUAAAUGAAAUGUUCAGCACAUUUUUUGCUGUCGUCAGGUAAAUUUUUCUAGCCAUGCUGUGUGGGUGCGUUAUUUCUUAAUUAGGAUAGUUAUUAACCAGAAUCUACAUUUAACCACAAAAUAGAGGUUAAUACUCGGAUUGCUUUCUCUGGAUAACUUUUUUCUCUUCGAUUAUUAUCACAUGGAUGCUCACUUAUUUUUUUGGCAGAAACAAAACAAAUUGUGAAUAAUGUAAAGAUUGAUGGGGUCCAAUGUGAAACCUUUUUCUGAGAUUCUUCUCUCAAGAGGAGUGAAUAUCCCACAUUAUGACAUCCUAUGGCAUGUACAAGGAUAUGCUUCUCAAUUUAUGAUGCCCAACUGAAAAUAAUCUUGGGUUACUCUUUUUUACUGUAAUCAAGUUUUGUUAUCCCGGUUUAGUUAGUCUAGUACCCUUGCUGUUCUGUUAGUUUGUUAAUGGUGGGUUGAGUACUUGUUACAGAAAUCAAGGUGUUGCUCCUGAUCAUCGAUAUUAGUUUGUUAAUGGUGGGUUGAGUCUGUUCAAGUGUCUGAAAUAAAUCAGAAACGUGAUAGCUAAGUAGGACAAACAUGCCUUUCAUCGAGGCUACGUUUUUUUUUAAUUCUCAACCAAGGUGGUGUGACUCAGUUCUAGUUAGUGCCCAAUUAUCUCAUUUUUUCUGGUUUUAUGCUGAUAGGUUGAAUGCUUUAUAUAAGAAACAAGGUGUUGCAUCAAAUCAAAAGGUGUAGAACUACGCAAGUAACUGAAAUUCAUGAGAACCUGACAGCUGAGACAGAUGUGCCAUUCAUUUAAUAUAUAAUUUACAUGAAAAUGACACUCGUCUCUCAUGAAGAGAAUACAAUACAAUACUUCCCACUUUGAAGUUUUCAGAGUAAACACCGUAUAAAUUUUCCGAACUUAGAAAUGCAAGGAAAGUUAAGCUCAUUUUGUGUUGGUAACCGUGUAAUUUUCGAAAUUUCUUUUCUCAUUUUAAAGAUAUAUGUUUCAAAAAUAUUGAUAUCAAUAAAAAUAAUUCUUUUUAAAAAGAACCAUAAUCAUGUAUAGAUUCAUCUUCCGUAUUGACUAUAUUUAAUUUCUUAAUAUGUAUGUAAUAUCUUCUUUCAAAUUUAUGUUUGAAUUCUUUAUUUAAAAAACCUUAUUCAUUUCAAAUAUUCCAAACUUUUAUAUCUAUUCUUGCAGUUGGUUGGAAAUCUCUUUUAUCGAUUUGACGUCAUAUAUUUAACAAAAAAAAAACAGGGGAAGAAUAUACAAGGAAGAAUUUGACAGUAGGCAUUCAACUGCAAAAAGGAGGGAAAAUUAGGUUAAAUUUCAUGGCCUGCCCUUACCUACUAUAUAUGGAGAGAUGAAGUGGAGACACAAUUACGACAUAAAAUCAAAUGUGAACAGUAUUUUAAAUAUUUCACUGGCACAGUGACAUGGGACUGUGGGUUUAUACUUUUUCUGACUCUUUAAUGCUCUCUCUCUCUCCCUCGCUGGAGCAGAUACAUCAAUACCUGGUUCAACUUGGGAAAUGAGAUGUAGAAGAGUACCACCUAGUAAACAGCAAACCAAACCCAAAAAAAAUUCUGGCACCAUCAGAUGUUGUUAAUAUCCGAUCAGCAGUAAAAUUUGGGUGAUAGAGCUGGAAUUGAAGUUGAGUUGUAGAGUUGGAGCAGCAGCUGAAUUAGUGGACAUCAGGGUUGAUCUUAGAGUAGAUAGAGGCCAAUGCUGAAGCCACAGGAAGAAACAUUGGAGGUGGGGCUAGAGCAAUGGAGCAUGACAUUGAAGGCGCAUGGAAAUAUGCCAAACUGGAAGCAGGAACUGUAAAGUUUGGUGUUGAAGCGUAGGAGAUGCCAAACUUGAAGCCCAAGUCAUAGAAGCUAACCAUCAAGUUGAAGCAAAAGAGCUGGGCAAUGAAGCUGGAACAAUAGAAGUCGGGUAGAAAACUCCGUUUAGACUCAUUGGAGCUCACUUCUUUCUGCAUGCAAGUACGACAUUGUUGAUCUCAAUAAUGUCAUGCAAGUACGACAUUGCAAGCAUGCAAGUCUUCUUCUAUCCAAGUACGACAUUCAUGCAAGUACUGCUUGCGAGUAUUAGCUGGAUUAUGAGCUCAAUAAUUUUCAUUAGGGUGAUCUCUCUGUCCAAAACUUCUUCGCCUGGCUUUGCUGCCUAAUGUCUGAGGUAUACAUGCUACGUAUGCUAUUUUCUAGGCGUCUGAUUGUUUGUGUCAGACUCAUUCGGAUUGCCAGUAGCUCUUUUGUUUCUCAGUGCACUUAUUUACUAAAUUUGAGGCUAUCCAAACACAACGUGUUUGUUGUUCUAUGCCUACUUUAGAUAAUACCCUUCUUGAGAUCAUUGUUGAGGAGGCACAACUUCGUUCUUCUUCUGCUCUUAAGAUGAUUCCAGUAGCCUUAGGAUGACCUUCUCGCCAGAAAAUCUGUUCUAACUUCAUCUGGGGAUACCGUUGGUUCUGUGGCUGCUCUACUGUUGCUAUUGUUACCUUUGAGGUCAUUUUUGAGAUGCUUGCCUGAAGCUUUUUUGUCGUCUGAUGAUUCUUCUAGCCCACCUCCUUAUGUUGCCUCCGUUUAAUCUCAGUCUUUUCCUUCAGACAGCAUGUCCUGUCGACUACCAGUCUUGAUGUGGCACUAGUGGCCGCACACCACACCCAGCUUAUUUCUCAGCUUUAACAACUCUUCAAUCCUCUAAGCUCUUCUCUGAACCCUUUAUUGUGAUUGCCAUUUCUAUUCUCAUAUGUACUUCGGUUUUAAACUUUGGGCCUUCUCAUAUGACUUCAGAAAACUCAUUAUGUAUCUGGAAUCAUCACGGGUCUGUCUGACCCUUCUGGGGAGUCUCCUACUCUCCAUGAUUCUUUCCUUCUCUUGCAGCACUUAUUCAGUAUUGCUAGAGAUUCCUAGGUAUUAGGAUCCUAAGAGUUAUUGCUAGGUAUCUCUGUUACUCUAGUGGUGACAUGCUAAGAAUUAGGAGCACCAUGUUCUUCAAUGUCUCAAACUUGAGAUCUUUCUCUACCCUUUUUUGACAUUUCUCUGAUCAGAUGCAAGUGGAUCUGUAGGAUUAAAACUUAGUAGUAUGGUUGUAUUUUGUGUUGUUAGAAUCAGUUUAACACACAUAAUUUCACUUAGGAGUACGUCAUUGAUUACAAGGAGGUCUUCUUAGAUGACCGAAAUGAUCAUUGUCCAUGCUUUCAUCAUUCCUGCGUCUAUUUGUUAGUGACCUCUCUAUUAGCAUGGCGUGAAGAAUGCGUUUCUUCAUAAUGGCCUUCUUGAUGAUAUCUAGAUGCAGUCUCUUCUUGGUCUCGUUACACUAGAUGCAUUCUCUGUGACUGGUUUGCACGGUUCUGUUAACAAUUUUUGAUAUUUGGUUCUGUGAGAGUGCCAAGAGUGAGAUCUAAUCAUUCACUGAUUUCCUUAUAGUUGUGCUGUUCCGCUUUAGGUUGACGGUGCAGUCUUCACUGGUGACAAUGUGACCACCAGUGCCUCUCUCCAGCAUCAUCUCCAUUGUCAGUUUCAGACGAAAACCUUGUGUCUUUAUGCUAUUUUCUAUGUCUUGAGGUUAUUCUGCUUGACAUGCUCGUGUACCUUUAGAGAAUCUUGAGUGCAAUCAUCGGUUUGUUGGCACCACUACUUCUGCACUUCACUCGCUGUCAUCUAGACAUCAUGUCGUAGAUGUCUCGAGUAAGUUUGUUAAUACUUUGACUUUAGUCCAUUUCUCCGUCCUCUGGUAUAUAUGUACCAAUCUUCAUUCCUCAAUAAAUCGUCUGGUGUGCCUUUGGAGCUUUGUGCUUAUAUCAAUAUACAUUGGGCUAGUGGUCCUAAUGAUCUUCGCUUCACAAAAAGCUUGUGUAUCUUUCUUGGCUUCUUUCUAAUUUCUUGGAAGAGCAAGAAGUUGGUUGAUCACUCGUGUUCGAACACUGAGGUUAAGCACCGUGCUAUGGCGCUUAUGGACCUGCCAAGAAAGUUUGCUUGCAUCAUCUUUUUUCUAAACUCUAGUUAAGGUUCUUUGCCUCCUGCACUACUUUGUUGUAACAUUUAAAAUGUUCUUAAAAUGGCCAAUAGUCUUGUCUUCCAUGAAUGAACCACGCAUAUAAGGAUUGAUUGUCCUUUAGUCUACCAACAGUACCUUUCCAAUAAUUUGUCCCUGUAUGAUGUUUCUCAUGGUAAGAAAUUUCCUGACUUUUCACUAAAGAGGACUUUGUGCUCGGACGAACUCAUUCGCAAACUUUCAGUUAGUGGUACUUUGCAAGUUUUAGGAGUGGUGUUGAAAGAUUAGAGUGCGUAGUCUUUCCCUAUGCUUAUAUUUUUCCUUUUUGUACUCGUUAGGCGUUUACAAGAUAUUAAACUUUAUUCUCUUUUCUCUGUGCAUUCAAUGACAUGUGGCUUUUAAUACCAUAUUGUGUAUUACCUUUAGCUAUCCUUUUUAAUGUUCUACUAUCAUGGAGAAGUUGAAUCAAUUGUAACAUUUACCUCUGUACACAUCGUUGCUCUGUGUUUUUUGGUUAAUACGCACUAAAUAUAAAAACUGAUCCGCCUGUGGACAGAUAAAAUUACGUUGAUUAUUGGAAUAAUUUCUGUAAUUGUGAAGAUUAGUGGCUGAUAUUUAAAGUUGAAUUUGAUGAUUAAGGUUUGCAUUGGGUUCCCAUCAAUCAACAUUGAUUUACAUCUUCUGGCCGUGUUAAAGUAGGUGCACCAAAGUAGUCAUCUGCCACUUUAUAACAGAUUUGGCAGAGUUCUUGUGCUGCAUUUUCUUUAUUGGAGAUUGAAAGGGAGUGCUUUGAAUGCCUUUCCUGUACUCGCUGACAUUUUUUCACAUUCAGUGAUGAACAUGCAGAAAGUAUUCUGACAUCAAUGCAAACAAUUAUGCUACUUAUUCUGGAGGAGAGCGAGGACAUUCCAGAGAAUUUGCUAUUUGCUAUUUUAUCAGUGUUAGGCCAUAAAAGGGUGAGCUUCUCUUCUUUUCAUUAUUGUUCAUGCUUUCUCUAAUGCUGAUGAUCAUUAUCAUCCUGUAUCAUUCGUAUCAGAAAUUUUAACAUCUUCCCCACAGUUUUUUUGGUCAUUCGUAUCAGUCGUUUUCUGCAACUCUCUUUGUGCUGAAUUGAUUGUGUGGAAUUUUUGUCUCCAGGAUGUUUCUAUGGCUGCAAGGAAGCUAGCCAUGAAUAUUAUAGAACGUUGUGCUGUAAAGCUGGAACCAUUUGUGAAGCAAUUUCUUAUUUCAUUUAUGUCAGGUGAUAACAGUUCUUCAAAUAUAUCUGUUGACUAUCAUGAAGUCAUCUAUGAUAUUUAUAGGUGUGCACCUCAGAUUCUUGAUGGAGUGGUUCCGUAUAUUACUGGAGAGUUGUUGGUAAGGAUUCUUCAUUUCUUUGACGUAACAAGAUUACUUAAUGGAUACCAAUACCUAAUUUCUCAUAAAAUUUUAAUCUUGAUUGGCAAUCUAAAAUAUGCAUAUGUGCUGAUUUAUGGACGUACCGCGUUACUACUUUUUUUUUAAUAUCAUUUUUCAAAGGCGGGCAGUGCCACAAGAAAAAAUAAGUUGCCAUGGGAGAGUGGUAUCUCAGCUGUUGGCUUCAAAGCAUUGUUUGCUUUGGAAAAUGAUCUUACGGUGCAGUUCCCUUGUCUCUUGACCUCCAAAGUCUUCCAUCCACUCAAGUGUUAAUCAGAUUUGCCUGAAGGAGAGCUUUCUGCAAUUUAAUAAAUUCCUAAGUUUCUGAUUGAAGAUAUAUUUUCUGCUAUACUGAAAUAAUUAUCCUUUUUAACUGCCAUUUUUUUGGUCAAUAAAUCCUUUUACCCAUGUGUCUACAUAUCUUGUUAGCUGCUGACAUCUGGUUGCUUGAUAAUUUCACUUGAUUCCUCAGGAUUCUUCCACUAGAGGCAAUCACAAAAUUCCCCUCAUCCAGAAUUGUCUGUCGCAUUGAAUGAGAUAAUUGAUCCCUUAUGGUCUCAUCCAGAUCAGAGAACUUGACUAUUGUAAACACGUUUUUACCCAGCAGAUGAUUUGGGUCUUCCUUUUCAUUCAUGAACAUUGGAUUUUUAUUUGACAAUAAAUAAUGCAUAGUUAGUUGGUUUUGAUGUGUAACCAUGUGUUUGGAUGUGUAAUAUCUUUUAACGCAUACCAGUGAAUGAUAUCACUCACUGUCUCGUAUCUUUCUAUAUUCUUGAUUUUCUUCUUUAGGUUUUGUCUUAACCAAUAAAAUUUUGAUAUUUUGCUGAGUGCGUGAUUUUAAUCUGUGCAGACUGAUCAGCUAGAUGUUAGGUUAAAGGCAGUUAAGCUACUUGGAGAACUGUUUUCGUCAACAGAACACCCCAUCUCUGAAUCUUUUCGGCCACUUUUCUCUGAGUUUUUGAAAAGACUGACUGACAGAGUUGUGGAAGUCCGUGUUUCGGUCAUUGAGCAUGUGAAAAACUUUUUGAUAUUAAAUCCUUCUAGACCUGAAGCUCCUGACAUCAUCUGUAAGGAGUCAAUUUUCUAAAUCUUUUUUCCACGGGUUUCCUUUUGGUUUUGAUCUUUCAGGAUUAAGAUAAUUUCAGUGUACUCAUAUCACGUAUUGUGUUGGUUUCUGCAGCUGCAUUAUGUGACCGGUUGUUGGACUAUGAUGAACAAGUUCGGGAAAAAGUUGUUGCCGCAAUGUAUGACAUUGCUUCUCAUGAAUUGACAUCUAUUUCGUCUCAGACAUCUAAGCAAGUUGCAGAGCGCCUUCGAGACAAAUCUGUAUGAUCACUUCUAGCUAAUAUCUCCGUUCAUGUUUAAAGAUCUAUGAGCAUUUGUUUAAUGUUUUCUUUGACAAUUAUCUCAGUUAAAAGUUAAGAAGUACACAAUGGAGAGACUGGCUGAAUUGUACAAACUUUACUGCUUGAGGAGCUCUGAUGUUCUGGUCAACGCUGACGAGUUUGAAUGGAUACCUGGGAAAAUUUUGAGAUGUUUAUAUGAUAGGGAUUUUAGGUAAGUUGCUGCUGCACAAAAAAGUAUGAUCUUAUCAUCCGCAAGCAUGUAUAAUUUGGGCUGCAUUUUGAUGCAAUGCUGAGGGAGUUUCUAAUGAUGUAUAUGCUAUUGGAUAACGAUUGCAACAAAUGUUUAUUCUUUUAGGCAUCAAGACUAGAUUAUUUAGUUUGUAUUCAGUGGUCUCUUUCUCCCAUGUGAACUUUAUCUGUUCUUCCCAGACAGAUGGUAAACUCAACAGCCUAAAAGUUAAAAGCAAUAAAAGAGAAAAUUACUAAGAUUAAGGUGGCUUGCCGUUUGGGAAUUGUAAUAAACUAAUUAGAUACUGCAUUUUUUAUGGUGGAUUGAUUGCUGGUAUUGUUUGAAAACCUAAUUUGUAUUUUCCUGGAAAGUUGGUUGUGCUAGUGUGUUUUAAUUUAAUGAUGAUUCUAUUAAGUCAAUGUCGAAGACUUAGAUCCAGUUCCAUUUAUCAUCUUAAGUACAUGCUGUAGGUUCUCGAUAAGGCUUAGGUUAAUUCUUGGUCGAGAGAACAGUUGUUGGCAUGCCAUUUCAUUUCUAUCUUGUUACAAAUUUAAGUAAUGUGGGAGAUGGUGUAAGUCUUCGGUUUUUUCUUGAGGUGCAUUUUUUUUGUCUUUUCAGCUUAUUGAGAGAACAAAUAACUGGCGUCCAUUUGUUGAGAAAUAGAAAAUCGACAUAAUCCAAGCCACUUUUAGAGAAAUGGGAGAUUCGGAUGCUGCUGUCUUUUAGGUGUUGUAAUAGAACUAGAUAGUAUAAGAGAGAAAAUAAUAAUUCUAAGAACUGAUGAAGACAAUAUCCCUUCCGUGUUGUGAAGUUUCGAAUGUCCACAUUAAAUAAAUGAUCUUCUAUAUACAUGGUGCCGCAUUUGAGUGGCGAACGUGGACUGAAUGACUUUCUGAUUGCCAAGCACUGUGUGAAUGGCGACUAAUACUUUACUGAUAGUCCUGGUAAAUUUGCAGUAGACUGUGAAAAAAAUGAAGAAAGCAAUAAAAUCUGGAAUUUCUGAAAGAUGAAGAUGCUCAUAUUAUUAAAUGUUUCUCAUAAUGAAGUUCAAGUAUGUUUUCUUGGAUUUUCUCAUGAGUUUAUAAUAUAUAUUAGUUUUUGUACUGGGCAUAUGAUGUGAGAGUUUGGACUUGAGAUUUGAACUUUGUUGUCAGAUUUAUCAAAUCUUUCGCCGCUUCAGUUAUAAAAAUCUGAAUUGAGAACUGUGAUGAUAACUUAUCACGCUUUUUAAAAACUCUUUACAGGUCUGAAGAUAUCGAAUCAAUUUUAUGCGGUUCAUUGUUUCCUCCUGAAUUCAACACGAAGGAGAAAGUGAAACACUGGGUUACAAUUUUCUCAGGUUUUGAUAAAACUGAGGUGAAAGCACUUGAGCAAAUUCUUAUGCAAAAACAAAGGUCUGUUUAAAUUUCUCGAUGAAUAUUUUCGGAAAUCUACUGCUCUCAUUUCUUUUGCUAAAAUCACAUUGUUUGAUAGAUUUUGGAUAUAAUUUAGGGGUGUCUUCAUUGAUUACAGGAUUCAUCAAGAAAUGCGGAAGUACCUUUCCCUUAGGCAGACAUGUCAGGUUUGUUUUAUUUGCAUUCUUGCCUGCAAAAAUCUUUUUGAUAACUGCCAUUGAAACCAGCCUCAUUGAAAUGCAGGACAACGAUGCCCCAGAUUACAAGAAAAUUUUGGCGAGUUUCAGGAUAAUGUCUCGCUCAUUUAGUGAUCCUCCGAAGGCUGAAGAGAGUUUUCAGAUCCUGAAUCAACUGAAAGAUGCUAACAUAUGGAAAAUUUUGACUCUCUUGCUUGAUCCUUCCACAAGUUUUGAUGUAGCUUGGGGAUCUCGGGUAUUUCAUUUUUUUUAUCUUGGGAAAUUUAAUGCAGAUGACAUUAACUUAGAUGUCAUCUCAUUACGAUUUGUAACGAAAAAAUGUUUGGUUUUUCACAAGCACACGGAUAUUGAUUCGGAUUUUUACUUGGAAAUCUUUUUCAGGAUGAGCUUCUUAAGAUUCUUGGAGAAAAACACCCUCUUUACGAUUUUAUGGUUACAUUCUCCGUGAGGUGCUCGUAUCUGCUAUUCAAUAAGGAACAUGUCAAGGAGAUACUUGCACAAGCUGUUGCAGAAUCUGGUGGAGACCCAAAAUUCGUUUCAUCGUGCAUGAGUCUGCUCCCGGUAACUUGGAUCUGCUAUUUCUUUCAAUUUUGGUUAUCUAUGAGAGAUUGUUUGAAUUUUUUUGGUUGAAAUCCCCUCUUAUGCGUUCAUGAUGAGUUUAUUUUGUUACGCAAGAAGUAGUAAUAGCCUUAUCCCAAUGGGCAAAACUUUUGAGAGAUAUUCAGCAUAAUGGCAUAAAUGUAUCAAGGAUCACAUGCUGUGUUUUUCACAAUCCUCCAUGCAUUGUUAAGAAUCUCCUUCACCCACCUAGGAAUUUUAUGAAUCCAAAGUUGUGUUAUGAAGAUAUUUUCCUAGAGCUUUUAAAUCGUGAUGCUUUGUUGCAUUAAGGAAAUAUAAAAGGCAAGAAAUCAAAGUAGGGAAAGCCAUGCGACCUUGCCUCAUAGUGUCCAUCAACCAGCUCUCUCCGGAAAUAACUGUUCGUCAGUUAUGCGAUACAUUUAAGGUUGCGCUAGGUUCUUGUCUGUUUACUUUAUCAAAAUGCUGGAGGUGCAUGGAUAUAACAUAUUGAAAGUUCAUCUUAUUCAUUUAUUUAUGUAGCCACUGAUUGAGGUUUCUCUUUCACCAACAUUCUAGGAAUUUCUGUCCCCAAUCUUUCUUUUUUUCUCUGAUUCUCGUAUUUUUAAUAUGAUGAAGGUCUAUUUUUCUUUAUUUUCUCUAAAUUACUCGUAUCCUUGUCUAUGCAUCUGUUCAUCUCUUUCAGUUUCGCAUAAGGCUAAUAUUAUUCAAGGCCAUCAAAAUGUAAUUUCCACUUGCGAUGGUGUCUCUUAUGUGGACUAGGAGGACAUCUGCUAAUGCCAUAAUUCCUGUGACGAUUGUUUACUUCCUCCCCAUAGGAUAACAGUGUUGAAAUCAGCUUGCCAUCCAUAUCGUGUGAUUUUUUAUUUAUUUAAGAAUUAUUUUAUUUGCCUCUUUACCGUCUGUAAAUAGUCAAGUUGAUCCCUCAUCCACCUGUCAAUUUAAGUAUUUGCAAUUCCGAUUCUACACUUUCAGAUCUUGGCAUCUUUCUGUCCCCUGCUUUUGGAUGGUUUUGAAGAAGAUCUCGUUAAUCUUUUGAAAGAGGAUAAUGACAUCAUAAAAGAAGGCAUCACACAUAUUCUAGCAAAGGCUGGUGGGGCCAUACGGGAACAACUGGCUAAGGCAUCAAGGUGCUUGCAGCUGGCUCUUGCAUUGAAAAUUUCAACCAAAUGAAUGAGUGAAGAUAAUGCGCAUAUUAUACUUUUAUUCCGAUUUCUUUCAGCUCGGUGGAUUUACUGUUGGAAGGACUAUGUCUGGAGGGUACCCGGGGGCAAGCCAAAUACUCCGUACAAGCCCUAGCAUCGAUUACCAAAGAUGAUGGGCUCAAGUCACUCUCUGUUCUGUACAAGGUUACUCCGCAAUAUCCUUGAUAAACUGCAUAAAGCACUUUCGUUGAGUCUCAUCGUGCUAUUCUGCUUUUCCUGCCAUGUUUCCUUAUAUGGAAUUUGCGUUUCUUAAAUUCUUAUUUUUUUCGCAGAGACUUGUAGAUAUGUUGGAGGAAAGGACCCAUUUACCAGCCAUUCUUCAGUCUCUGGGCUGUAUUGCUCAAACUGCGAUGCCAAUAUUCGAAACCAGAGAGGGUGAAAUUAUUGAGUUCAUAACACACAACAUUCUUGAAUGUAACAGUGUAUACCAUCUAGAACUUUCCUCUUUAUUAAAACUGUGCUUUGUUUCCUUUUCCUGGGGUUUCAAUUUUCUAACAUGUUAUAAUUCUUUCAGAAGACACAGAAAAAGUUUAAGCAUACUGACGAUUGGAAUGAAAGAAGUGAAGUCUGUUUGUUAAAGGUAAGCUGCUUAACAAGGAUCAACAGCGUGCAUAUUAUCUUCUGAUGAUGCUUAAGCUCUGUUUUCUUAUGCUGCAGAUAUUUGGCAUCAAAACUUUGGUCAGAAGCUACUUGCCUACGAAAGAUGCUCUUCUCCGUUCGGGAAUAGAAAAUCUCUUGGGAAUCCUUAGGAACAUACUUUCUUUCGGGGAAAUUUCAAAUUCCAUUAAAUCAAGGUAAUGAACAGCCUGUUAAUAUUGUCUUGUUUGCAUGGUUACCACCCCUAGCUUUUGUAUGACGCAGAAUUUUUCUAAGAAUAUUUUGUCUUACAGUGCUGUAGAUAAGUCCCAUCUGAGGCUUGCAUCAGCUAAGGCCAUCCUGCGAUUGUCAAAACUUUGGGAAAGUAAAAUACCGCUUGAUAUCUUUUAUUUGACCUUGGGAACUUCCCAGGUUUGAGUCUGCACCUGAUACCAACUCAUACUUUCGGGGUGUCCUCAAUGUGUAGUUGUGAACAAAGACAUUGUGAUACACUACUGACGCCAUUGAUAGGCAGUCUAUUAGAGGUUGUUUUCAAGGGUUAAUAUCUCCAGAAAAUAUACAUAAUGAUUUUUGCUUGACAUGCAGGAUAUGUAUCCUCAAUGUAGGAAAUUAUUUCUUAGCAAGGUACACCAGUAUAUAAAGGAGCGGCUCUUGGAUCCCAAGUACACUUGUGCUUUCUUAUUCAAUGUGGUUGAUUCAGAACCCAAUGGGUCUCUGGAGGUGAAUUGUUGUGCUAUUGUUUUUAUCUCAAAAUGUGUAUAUGAACGUGCUGGACAGCCCUUUUUGAGCAACAUAAUCCCUCUUAAGUGAGUUAAUUCUUUUGGCAGGGUCAGCACAACCUCUUGGAAAUUUUCCAAGUAUGUAACACGGUGAAAGCACGCCAACUUAUUAUGCAAAGUGAUGCAAACACAUUGACGUCUUAUCCGGAAUACAUUCUUGUGUACUUGGUCCAUGCGCUUGCGCAUCAUCCAACAUUUCCAGAUAUAAAUAAAUACAAGCAUAUCCAGCUCUUUGAGCCAAUUUAUCGGUAAGCUUGCUUCUUCUAAUUAACUUGCUGGGCUCUUUCUGUUGUUUUUUUCUGGAUCUGACAAUGGGAAGAAAGAUCAUAUAGUUACCGGCUUUUCCCCAUCUGCCUACUCCGUCUGUGAGCGCUUAGAAAAUAUACAUGGAUGUCAGCUCUUUUUGUUAUGGAUUCGAUCAACAUUAGUAUCAGAACAAUAAGGAAGCUUCUGCAUUAGCACUAGUUCCACAUGCUUUAUGCUCUCAUUUUAGCUUCCACUCUACAUAGAUCAUGUGAACCAAUGGAUCAAAUGGUGUGCUUUCUAGAUGAUAUUUACAAAAUAUGAGGGAUUUUGUCCAUAAAUAUUUCUUGUCUCGUACCUGAAAAAUAAUCUAGCCAGUGUAGACUUUUAAUGUCCUUGUCUUCUGAAAGUUACUUUGGGAUGCUAUUGAAGUGAAAAUUUCUAAUUCUGUUGAUUGAAUUAGCGAUACCAUUUCUAUCACUGGUUAUAGCCUCUUGUUUGUGUGCUAAUGGUUUGUGUUCUCCAGGCGGUUGCAUUUAUUUCUCUCUGUGCUAUUACAAGGAAGUGAAAGUUUCAAACCUAGUAUUUCUACCGACAAGAGCAAGGGCAGCCUUACUGCAGUGGUCUCUAUCUUUCAGAGUAUCAAGCAAUCUGGGGAUAUUGUUAUCAAUGACAAGUCAAAGGUAAAUCAAUAAAUUAUAGCUUUCAUAUGAGUUCUUCCACUGUCAUGUGUUUAUCACCAUGAAAUUAAAAAAAAAAUCCUUGCCUUUUAGCAUGAAAUACUCUUUAUUUUAUGGUUAAGAUGCUCACUCCAUACCUCUGCGGGCUAUUGUAUAACGUGCAGAACUCACAUGCUCUAUGUGAUCUUGGGUUGUCAAUUGUUAAGCAUUUAUGCCAUGAAAAAAUAGAUGUUGAAGCUAUGGCAAAGCCAGUCACCUUGCCGGAACAACUUUAUAAACCUCUGGAGAAGGAAGAUGCCAGCCAUCUAGUAAGAAUUUUUUACCCAGAUUUUCAGAAUUUACUAAUUACGUUAUUUAUCAUUCAGUGGCUUGUCACCAGAUUCACCUGGUAGUAAUAUUUGAUUGGUGUGACAUAAAUAUGAGUUCUAAUGGGGGGAGUAUAAUCCUGGAAGGAAGGGAAAAUUGAGAUGUAUAAAUGUAUUGACAAACAGAUUGUUGGAGGACCAGAGAGGUGAGAGGUGUAGUACAACACUAAAUGUCUACAAAAUCCAUAGUGCCAUUCCAAGAAUUUCCGUAUACAGUUCCGAAUCAAGUAGUUUUAGUCCUCGAUUGUUUUUUUAAUUUUUGAUACAACUCAUCAUUCCAAGAAUUGCCAUAUGCAAUUCAUAAACACGCGAUUUUAGUCCUUGUUUUUUUUUUAUUACCUUGAUUCUUUCAAUUGUAGUGCACUUUUGAACAUAGAACCAGUGAAACUUGACUUAGGUCAGGUUUCAUUGCCAAUCAAAAUAAAUUUGAGCUAUGAGAUAGUGUGAUGAUUAGCAAUAAGCUAACAUUGAAAACCUCAGACAGUUUGAGUGACCUAAAAUACUGUAACUUAUAUAAAAUAUAUAAUUUAGGAAAUUCAAUAGAGAUUAUAUGACCUGUUUGCACAGCGUAUUUCCAUAUUUUCCGAAACAAUGAAUGGCAGGUAUCCCGCUUUUUCCAAAAGUAAAUACGACAUAAAAUGGCUGGGGUGUUGUAUGUCUAAUUGAAUUUAUUUUUCUGGAACAAAGUUCAUAAGCCCAUGUUUAAUAACUUUCUUACAAAGGUUGGUCACGAAAUACAAGGUUUAAAAAUAUUAUUCUGCAAUCAAUUUGUGACCAUGAAUUUUAUUUUCUCCCUACAUAAAGUACAAUAUCUUUUAAUGCAAGCAAAGUUGCACCGGCUGUCUAGGGUCUUACUACCAGAUUUUAUUUUAUGGCCUUCAUAGUUCCAAAAAGUAGAAGGAUGCUGAGAACUGAGCUCAUAUCUCUCUUGGGCCAAGACGUGCCUUUGGAAGGAGAAUGUCUGUCAAUGCAGACUGAAGGUGGUUGGUCGAUAUGGGCUUGCCGCCAACUCAGUAGCCUUGAGAACAAUUUCUUAGGAAUUUUCAAUUCCAGCCUGUGAGGGUCGCAAAAGCACCUAUCCAAACCUUCAGUAGGACUAUUACGAGUUUAUGGGAUUCGUUUAAAUGCUUUUGUGGGGAGUUUUGGGACUUUGUUGGUCUGUGUCUAGCUUGACGCGAUUUCUUGUUAUCAUCAUAAUUAAGAAAGUAGCAUCUAUUAAUCUGUAUGAUACUUGGAAAGAUAUGUAUGAGCCUGGCACUCUGUCAGUUGAAAUAUUGUUCUUCACCAUAUCUAUGAUUUGCCUCGAUCCCAAAGAAAUAAAAUAAUAAUGCGUUGGGAAUUAUGAUAUGGUCUGAUAUUGGGCGCUUAUACAAGAAACUUCUAUUGUUUACCCUAAUCUCAGAUUAUCUGAUUUUUUAAUUUUUUUUGUGGUAUCCAUUUUCUCAUAUCGUUCAUUAUCUUGUGCAGGGUAAUGAAGUACAGACAUGGACGCACCGUGAUAGAGUUUUGGCCCAUUUUGAAUCACUUGAGCUUGCAAAGAAGGAAAAAGUGGGUUCGAUCACCAAUUGUUUCGAAUGAUCAUAGCUUCCUGUCCUUUCUCUCUCUUGGUCAACUUCGUAACCCAUAUACCACUAACUUCUAUCAUGGUCUCAGGUAGACACUGCUGUCAGCGAGGAUCACAAGGUAUUGAAAGAGAGUGAUGAAGAUGGAGCUGAGUUGCCCCUUGGAGAAAUCAUGAAAAAUUUCAAGUCUCAGGCAGCAAAGAAAAGGAAAAUGGCGAAGAAGCAGGCUGCAGAUACCGGCUUAGAGAGCUUAGAGACUGAUAUCGAUGUUCUGGGAAUGGUGAGGGAGAUAAAUUUAGACAACCAGGAGACAUUACCGGACAUGGACUCGGGCAGACCAGACCAAGAUCUCAAGUACCUUCUGAAUGAGGGAAAGGCUACCAAGAGCACUGAACAGAAGAAUGGGAAAGACGAAGCUCCUGUAUGUGUCUCUGGCUUGGAAAGGAAGUCAUCGCCUUCUCCUUCCAUGCCUCCACCGGGGGCUACCAGGGCCCAGAAGGGAAGCAGCAGAGCCACCAAGCAAGAAAGAGCAUCUGGUAAGGAUACUCUUGUCUCUGGCAUGGGGUUCUUCUUCGAAGAGCAGAGGGCUGUGUCUCCUGAUGCAGUGGUUGUGAUGUCUUGUCCUCCAGCGACCAAAACCCUUUCAUCCGGUAAGAAGAGCUCUCUCAAGGGGCCCAACGGAACCCAUGUGGUGGGAACUGGCGAGAAAGACACCCAGGUGAAGGCCCUUCCUCUUCUCUCAUGUACUUUGCUCUAAAAAAAUUGCUAACUUGGGAAACUAACAAUCUUUCCCUGCCCAGAAGCCGACCAAGCCUUCUGAAGAAAGCGAUCAGCCUGAUUUGGCUGAUACCACCCCAUCAAAAUCUAACAGGAAGCAGAAAAGAAGUAUUGGUGGACUAGAAAAGGUGGUUCUCCCCCAUUUGACUUUAUCACUUCAGCUAGUCAUUUGUUCUACCCCACAAUUCCAUCAGGUAGAGAGAGCGCCAUUGGAUGAGCUGCUCUGUGCCUGCCCUGCCUCACUUCACGCUCUGCAUAGAUGCAUUUUUAUGGAUGAUUCAUUCAUACGGAUGAUCAUGGUGUUUUGGGAGUCAACGCGCAUUAUAAUGCAAAAAAUUAUCUUGUUUCUCUGCAGUGUUCAUCAGAGAAAUCCAAUAGGGAUGAUGCUGAUCUGAUCGGAUGUCUAAUAAAAGUCUGGUGGCCGCUGGACAAGAAGUACGCAUUUGACAAAAUAGAUUUAUUUUGAAUUAUCCUCCUAAAACAGCCAGAUUAUCCGCUCUGCAGAGUCUCAUCCCCUUUUGGUUCUGCUCUAUUUGACAUUUUUAUACUCGGUCAGCGGGCUCUUGCUAAAUAUGCUUAUAUACUCCAUUAACAGGUUUUAUAAAGGAACAGUGCAGUCUUACGAUCCGGGAAAGAAGAAGCAUGUGGUAUCCCUCUGUCUCUUCUUCAUCCUCACAUGCCCGUUGAUUCCGUUGACCACGUUCAGAUUCUCUGUUGUGGGGUUUAACUUUUUGCCCUCGUGUUGAAGAUUAAAUAUGAUGAUGGGGACGUCGAAGUUCUUCAGCUGCACAAGGAGAAAUGGGAAGUAGUUGACACGGAUCCUGCGCCCAAGAAGGUCUCUGUUCCGUUCGGCCCAUUCCUCUCGUGUGUUUGGUCAACCUUCUGAUUCCUAAUGAGCUUGUGUUCUUUCCCUUUCAGAGGCUAAAAUCUCAUCAUUCUCUCUCACCUGAUGAGCCGUGAGUCCCUUUCUCUCUCUCUCUCUCUCUCCUUGAGUCUAUGUAUUUGCCCCCUUUGACCGAUUCUAAAACCCGAAACCUCAUUUCAGGUCAACGAGGGAGGUCAAGAGAGCGAACCCUGAAGAUGUCUCGAGGCGGAAAAAGGGUUCCUCCAAGAAGUAAGAUAUUUCCUUCGGGUCGUUUCUCGCCGGCGUUUCCUGUUUUGGUGAAAAGGGUUUUGACCUUCUGGCGGCAGGAGAAAGAUGACCCGAAGGGAGCGCAGAAAAGGAACCAGAGGCAUCGAUCAGGAUUCUUCCGAAUCCGACGACGGGGACGAUCCUGCGCCGUCGCGUGCCCAUCAUCCUUCCGGCUCCGAGGUCGACAAUGGUGACUCGGGUAUAUAUAUAUAUAUGCUAAACUGAGAUCUUUGCUCCGAGAUUUCCUGAUUUGGAUAAAAAUGGGAUAACCCAGAAGGUUUUAGAACACUUUAAUUAUUGUUGACUUCUCCGCUGGAGAAGAGCGGCCGCCGCUUUCAGGGUCUGGAGGGGAGUCAACGCAGGCGCAGGAGGAGCAGCCGGACGAUUCUUCGGAAGCAGACGAGGGGGACGAUUCAGAGAACGAACCUCUCGUAUGAUUUUCUCCCCAUAAUUCCUCGCAUUUUUCUCUCAUCAAAAAGAUCGAAUCUUUAUCAUCAUCAUCAUGGUCAAUGCAGAGUGUGUGGAGGCGGAGGGCUGCUAAAUCAGGCUAG